AUCGCACUCAAUAUUCACAACUAGAAGGAAAAGCAAGACUCUCCUGACUCUCUGGACUUCAAGGAUAUCAUUAUGUUGUAUUGGAUGAGUUUAAACUAGACAAGACUUCUUUCUUAAACACUUCGAGAAAGUGAGCGUGCCUGAGGGGAGAGGAACACAAGAGAGGAGAGACAAUUGAACAUCACCAUUGGCCGAGACCUGAAAAAAUGGUGCUGGAUGAGCAGAGGAUUAGAACUUAAUUGUAAAAGGGAAGGGAAGUCUUGACAGGAGAUUUGCUUCAUUUUCACAUUCAUCAUGGCACAAAUCCUCUGGCUGGCUGGUUGAUGGGACUGUCCAACACUUCUGCUUAGGUUCAGUGCAGAUCCCUGCUGCUUACACAUCGAAAGACCUGGGAACCGGUGGGAACUGGAUGGUGGCAGAUACAGAAAUGGAAAGAGAAAUGGACUCUGACGAGCUAAGAUGGAAGUGACUUGACAGCAACAAGCUCAGCAGUUGUCUCCAGUAAGGACAGGUUGAGACGGGAAUCUCAAGCUUCUCUGGAAGAGCAGUAUGCAGGAAGCUGGUUUUCAGGCCACAAAUGCUUUCACAGAGUGCAAAUUCACCUGCGCCAGUGGUAAAUGCUUGUAUCUUGGUUCACUGAUUUGUAACCAACAGAAUGACUGUGGGGAUAACAGUGAUGAAGAGAACUGCCUGCUUGUAACAGAGCAUCCACCUCCAGGCAUCUUUAGCUCUGAACUGGAGUUUGUUCAAAUCAUCAUUAUAAUCGUGGUUAUAACUGUUAUGGUGGUAGUGAUCAUCUGCUUGUUGAACCAUUACAAACUCUCGACACGCUCCUUUAUCAACCGACAGAGCCAAAGCAGAAGACAGGAGGAAACUCUGCAGACGGAGGGGUGCUUGUGGCCUUCAGAAAGCUCGGUUUCGCGCCAGGGUGCUUCAGAGAUCAUGUACGCCCCAAGGUCCAGGGACAGGUUUACCACCCCGUCUUUUAUGCAGCGGGACCGUUUCAGUCGCUUCCAGCCCACUUACCCUUACAUGCAGCAUGAGAUUGACCUUCCUCCGACCAUCUCCCUCUCGGACGGCGAGGAGCCGCCGCCGUACCAGGGCCCGUGCACCCUGCAGCUCCGGGACCCCGAGCAGCAGAUGGAGCUCAACCGGGAAUCCGUCAGGGCGCCGCCCAACCGAACCAUUUUUGAUAGCGACUUGAUAGACAUCUCCAUGUACAAUGGGGGUCCCUGCCCACCCAGCAGCAACUCGGGCAUAAGUGCAACCAACUAUAGCAGUAAUGGAAGGAUGGAAGGACCACCCCCGACGUACAGCGAGGUCAUGGGGCAUUACCCAGGCUCCUCUUUUUUCCAUCACCAGCACAGCAACAUGCCUCCUUCCUCGCAGAGGGGGAGCAGACUUCAGUUUCAGCAGAACAAUUCAGAGAGCACAAUAGUCCCCAGCAAGGGCCAGGACCGGAAGGCAGGAAACCUGGUCUAAGUUACCUGCGCAGGUGCGUUGGGACUGAAGACGGGAGAGCCAAGCAGGGCGGUGGAGGAAGAGCCCCGUGCUCCGGUGCACAGUGUUGUUACGCUUCACGUGGUACAACUGAGUAAAACCAAACGUGCAAACCAGUUCUUUGUUUCUGAUUCCUUUCAGGGGAAUUGCAUGCAAAGCAGAUUGAAAGAAAUACAAACUUCCAUUCAGUUUGUCUAUGAGCAGUGUUUCAGGGGAAAGGGGGGGGAUAUAUUAUUUUUUUUUAAUAAACUAUUUCAAUUAUUUAAUUCUAAAAGUUAACUUAGCACAGAAAUGAGGCUUGUACAGCCUGUUUUAUACUCACUGAAUGGCAGAAGGAAGAAGGUGGUUUUGCUAGAUAAAUGGGGGAAGAAUUGGCCAGUUUGCUUUUUUUUUUCUCCCAGGGUGUGAAUUUUUUUUUAAUAUGAAACAAAAUUCCUGUUCUGUGUGCCAAGGUAUAAAGUUGAGAACUUAGAUGAAUGCAAGGAAUUGUGUUGUGAUAAAUGUGUUUUUAAAAGUUGCACUAUCUUACUGUUUUAAAAAAAAUAUAUAUGAGGGAACUGUUUUAUGUGAAGUUCUUCUAUAUGUUGUUGUUUCACCUGUGGAAUAAUGAUAGAGCCCUAGAAGUAAUCUGGAGGAGUUUGUCCCCUCCCCCCACGUUUGCUAAAAGAUGGGGACAGGACUUAGCCUAACAUCUCUUGACUUAUACAAUUCAAAAAAUACAGGGACACUUGUCUUUGCAAUAAUUUGCAUUCAAAUAACAGUGUAUCAAUGAAGUGUCUUGGAGACUUUUGGAUGGAAGAAGGCAAAUGUGAAAUCCCAGCAUUUUCCAUCACUUAAGGUUUAGCUGUUUUGCAGUGUAGACUAUUUCUUUCAUAAAUGGCAAAACUACAAUUCCCAGAUGCGUUGAUUUGUAUUGAUUCUAAGUGCUGCCAUUCUUUUCCUUUUCAUAAUGCAGUAUCACCAGUACUUACUGCUCUAGAGAUUUUUGUCCUCACUGUAGCCUGAAAUGUAUCUAGUCACAUAUCAUGACAUUAUGCAAUAAAUCGUUUGAAAAUGCAGGGUGGGAUUUUUUUCCCCUGCUCUGCUGUUCAAGUACGUGAGGCUGUUGUGGUUUUCGCUCUCCAUUUCAUCCUUUCAGAUGCUGAUGUUCGGUCCUGGAGGUCCGUCCUGUUGAAGUGAAGGGGGCCCUUGUGGCUAAACCCCCCCGUGGUGUUUUUGCAGCAGUACCAAGAGCGCUCGUGGCAGUGGUGCCAGCUCCUGUCGCAUCCCUGGCAGGGUCGUGGGUGCACCAGGAAUUCUCCCUGCAAACCAUUUUGCUCUGGGCCCUGUUGCAGAAACCCUUCUGGGUGCAUGAUGUCUGCCUGAUGCCAGCAGGACUGUGCUCAUGGGUAAAGGUGACUCGUGUUCACCAAGUGUCUGUAAGCCCUGAUUUUUGCUAUACUGGCCUGGAGAGUAGUUGGGAAGUGUUACCUGCCUGUGUUGUGGCAUGUGGGCUGUUUCUCCACAGGCUUUUCCCGUGUGGAAGCACGCACAGUGCUGGAACUCGGUUGACAAAAGGUGAUAGUGGCAUCACAAGCACAUGAAAAAGCACAAAUUGCACUUAAAAUGCAUUUUGGAAAUGGACUUAAAAGUAAGAAUCUUUAGAGUCUUAGCUUGAAUAGUUUCUAAUAUAUAGGUGUAUGAGUGUGUCAUAGACCUCUUCACUUUAAGAUCUUUCACUUUUUUCUGUUUCCCUGAGCCUUGUGCUUGGUUGCGGGCAGCAGCCGCUGAGUGCCCCAAGGGCACCGAUGCCCUGGUCCCACGGCUGGAGGCUGGAUUUCUGCAGGACUUCUGUACACGAGGGACUCUGAUGACUGAAGUGCAUCUUUGAUCUAUGCAGAGUUUUAAUGCCAAAACAGUGUGUGUGUGCGUCUGUGUGUGUGUGUGUGUCUUUUGGGCCUCAGUGUAGAUUUGUUUUCUUCAUAAGUUAAUUUGAUUUUAUUCUAGUUUAGAAAACAUUUGUAUAACUGUUAGUCUGAAUACACAGCCCCAUUUGUCUCUGUAAUUGUUAUUUUGGUCUGAGUCAUGCUGGUAAUGCAGAGUAAAACUGCCUUUUUUCGUAUGUAUUAAUUGAAGGGAGAGAGAGAGAUUGUAUGGUGGGGUUCACUUUUUUUUUUUCCUCUCAGACCCGCAGGACAGAUGUUUAGAAGAUGACUAGGUGGCUUUCAGUCAGCUGGGACUCUCAUCACUGUCUGAUUCCUGGGAAUAAAAGUUGUGAAAUUAGAUUUUUGCAAAGAACCUACGAGCAUAAUUCUUAGUUAAAAACAACAAACAAACAAACAAAACUGAACCAGAGGACAAAGCCAGCAGAUGUUGGUUUUGGUCUUCAGUGACUUCUGUCACUUGAUGAGUGAGCCUUUAAGCCAGAGAAUGUGUGUGCCUACACAGUUACUGUGCUGUUGCCUAAACGAGGAUUGUUUAGCUGAGAAGCCUUCAGGUGAGAACAGCUGGAACUCAGUUGUCAUGGCAGAGCACACCUGGACUGGGCCCUGGGCUUGGGCGGGUUGAAGACUGACUUUCCCCAUUUACAGAUCUCAGCAAAGUGAGCCUUGAAGUUGCCUUCAAAGUCGCCUCUUGGGAACUUU
Messenger RNA from Passer montanus (Eurasian tree sparrow), 4124 nucleotides. It is a transcript of the gene LDLRAD4, whose product is annotated as low density lipoprotein receptor class A domain containing 4. Gene Ontology annotation, molecular function: R-SMAD binding. The record is from RefSeq and is a predicted model, not a curated record. Gene Ontology annotation, biological process: negative regulation of transforming growth factor beta receptor signaling pathway. Lineage: Eukaryota; Metazoa; Chordata; Aves; Passeriformes; Passeridae. Bases 550 to 1482 code for a protein of 310 amino acids. Gene Ontology annotation, cellular component: Golgi membrane; early endosome membrane. The transcript has 6 exons.